Molecule: messenger RNA, 4955 nt
Organism: Sander lucioperca (pikeperch)
Lineage: Eukaryota; Metazoa; Chordata; Actinopteri; Perciformes; Percidae
Gene: appa
Product: amyloid beta (A4) precursor protein a
Exons: 17
Coding region: 195-2561 (788 amino acids)
Biological process (GO): central nervous system development; axonogenesis
Cellular component (GO): cell surface; Golgi apparatus; membrane raft
Molecular function (GO): heparin binding; transition metal ion binding; serine-type endopeptidase inhibitor activity
Source: RefSeq, a predicted model, not a curated record
GAGUGUGUGUGUGUAUCCAUCCCACUCCGCUGUGGUCAGGUGAUCAGGCGUUGAGCAGCUGUGCAGUCUCGGUAUCGCUCACAAUCAGACAACGGGAGUCACCGGCGCCGAACACACUCAGUUUUUCUCCCGACGCAAACGUUAAUCCGUUCGGUGAAACGCUGCCUUUAGGAGCGUCGUGUCAGCGAAACGACAUGGGGGACCGAGUAGCUUUACUGCUGCUGGCUGUAGCGGCUUCGGCUCUUGCUGCCGAGGUGCCUACAGAUGUUUCUAUGGGUCUGUUGGCAGAGCCCCAGGUGGCCAUGUUUUGCGGCAAACUCAACAUGCACAUUAACGUGCAGAGCGGAAAGUGGGAGCCGGACCCCUCGGGCACCAAGAGCUGCAUCGGCACCAAGGAGGGCAUCCUGCAGUACUGCCAGGAGGUGUACCCAGAGCUCCAGAUUACCAAUGUGGUGGAGGCCAACCAGCCAGUCAGCAUCCAGAACUGGUGCAAGAAGGGACGCAAGCAGUGUCGCAGUCACAUGCACAUUGUGGUGCCCUACCGCUGCCUAGUGGGAGAGUUUGUGAGCGACGCCCUGCUUGUUCCUGACAAGUGCAAGUUCCUGCACCAGGAGCGUAUGGACCAGUGUGAGAGCCACCUGCACUGGCACACCGUAGCCAAGGAGUCCUGUGGAGACCGCACCAUGAAUCUCCAUGACUAUGGUAUGCUGUUGCCGUGCGGCAUCGACCGUUUCCGAGGAGUGGAGUUUGUGUGCUGUCCUGCGGAGGCGGAGCGUGACGCCGACAGCGCCGAGCAGGACGCUGAUGAUUCCGAUGUCUGGUGGGGUGGAGCGGAGACAGAUUACUCUGACAACAGUAUGGUGCGGGAGCCAGAGCCAACGGAGCAGCAAGCGGAAACCAGGCCAUCUGUGGUCGAGGAGGAGGAGGAGGAGGAGGAGGAGGAGGAGGUAGCCGAGGAAAAUGACGAGGAAGAGGAGGAGGAAGAGGACGUGCUGAACAACGACCAGGAUGGAGACGGAGAGGAGGACGAAGACGUUGUGGAGGAAGAGGAAGAGGAAGAGGAUGGAGACGACGUCAUUGUCGACACCCUCGACGACAACGAUGAUGCCGACGAGCCCACCACCAGCGUUGCCAUGACGACCACAACCACUACCACCACCACUGAGUCUGUGGAAGAGGUUGUCAGAGAUGUGUGCUGGGCCAAUGCAGAGACUGGUCCAUGCCGGGCCAUGCUGCCCCGCUGGUACUUUGACCACCAAGAGGGCCGCUGUGCUCAGUUUAUCUACGGCGGCUGCGGAGGCAACAGGAAUAACUUUGACUCAGAGGAGUACUGCCUGUCUGUCUGCAGCAGUGUCAUACCCACAGCCACACCCAGCUCCCCCGACGCUGUAGACCACUACCUGGAGACGCCUGCUGAUGAAAACGAACACGCCCACUUCCAGAAGGCCAAAGAGAGCCUGGAGGCUAAGCACCGUGAGAGGAUGUCCCAGGUGAUGAGAGAGUGGGAGGAAGCUGAGAGGGAAGCUAAGAAUCUUCCACGUGCUGACAAGAAGGCCGUCAUCCAGCGUUUCCAGGAGAAGGUGGAGGCACUGGAGCAGGAGGCAGCCAGUGAACGGCAGCAGCUGGUGGAGACCCACAUGGCUCGGGUGGAGGCUCUGCUUAAUGAUCGCCGCCGCCUGGCUCUGGAGAGCUACCUGACCGCGCUGCAGCAGGACCCACCCAGGCCUCGCCACGUCUUCAGCCUGUUGAAGAAGUAUGUGCGUGCCGAGCAGAAGGACAGGCAGCACACCCUCAAACACUUUGAACACGUCCGCAUGGUGGAUCCCAAGAAGGCUGCGCAGAUCAGACCUCAGGUACUGACCCACCUGCGUGUCAUUGAGGAGCGUAUGAACCAGUCUCUGGGACUUCUCUACAAGGUGCCGGGUGUGGCCGACGACAUCCAGGACCAAGUUGAGCUUCUGCAGAGGGAGCAGGCGGAGAUGGCCCAGCAGCUGGCCAACCUGCAGACGGACGUGAGGGUGAGCUACGGCAACGACGCCCUGAUGCCCGACCAGGAGCUGGGAGACGGCCAGACCGACCUGUUGCCCCAGGAGGACACACUGGGCCUGGGGGGAAUUGGCUUCGUCCACCCUGAGAGCUUCAACCAGCCCAACACUGAGAACCAGGUUGAGCCAGUGGACUCCCGCCCCAAUCUUGACAGAGGCAUUCCCACACGGCCAGUGACUGGAAUGAAGAUGGAAGCUAUUCCUGAGCUGCGGAUGGAUACGGAGGAAAGACAGAGCACUGAAUAUGAAGUUCACCACCAGAAACUGGUCUUCUUCGCAGAGGAUGUGGGCUCCAACAAGGGCGCCAUCAUCGGCCUGAUGGUUGGAGGCGUCGUCAUAGCAACCGUGAUCGUCAUCACCUUGGUGAUGCUGAGGAAGAAGCAGUACACCUCCAUCCACCACGGAGUCAUCGAGGUGGACGCUGCCGUCACCCCCGAGGAGCGCCACCUGUCUAAGAUGCAGCAGAACGGUUACGAGAACCCAACCUACAAGUUCUUUGAGCAGAUGCAGAACUGAGGAGAAUGUCAUAUGUACACACACACACACACAUACAUACACACACAUAUACACAUAAAACACAAACAUCUCCCACACAUCAAGCACCUCCCUUCCCUCUCUCCUCCUCCCCCUCCCCCGACUAGUCCCACGUCUCCAAAAGGCAGUGUGGCUUAAAUCAUCGAGUGACUGGACUAGUCAGUUACGAGCAGACAGAGCGACUGUAGCCAGGGUUUUCUUUCAUUUCUGCCUGGGCGGACACUGUGGCCAAGCCAGUUUGCACCAUGUUUGUUCACUUUAUCAGAGCAAGACGCCUUUUAAUUAAUGAAAGGUGUUUUUAUAUGUUGCUCCGUCUGGGCCUGCUGAUGUAUGGGGGGGGAAAAAGGCCCCGCCCAGUGCAUCGACACAAACCCACUCUUUGGGGAAAGAAGCGCUUUCUCUCCACACUGAUUCAGGGCCAGUGUAUAGUUGGGGUUUUGGUGUGGGACGGUUUUAGGUGUAGACUUGUGUUGGCAAAUCUGACCACUGAUCAGUGGGAUUUUUGGCGCACGUUGACCUGGGCCUCAUUUACAAAAAUGAAUUGCAGAAUCGUUAUUUCAAAUAAUUAUUCAACGUGUGGACAUAUUCAUUAGUUUCUAUCAUAUUCUUUGUAAUGAUUAUAUAAUGAAAAAUAGGCUUAAAUCAAGCAGCAUGAUUUUUCUAAAUAAGGCCCAGUGUUUCCCCACCAACUGCACCACUACUGCACUCAGUCUACACUGGAGUAUCCUCUCUCCUUCCUCCUCCUCCUCCUCCAUCCCUCCAUCCCUCCCUCCAUCCUCUUUCUUUGCGCAUUCUUACGACAGCUGGGCUGUGAUAAGUCACACAAGGCUCUUAAGGAUAUUUGGAGAUGCUGAUGAUAAUAAAUAUGUUGAUGACGACGGUAGUAAUUAUGUAUUCUGAAUGAGCUGUUUUUUAUUUUAGUUUUUUUUUUCUCUUUUCGUUUCCAGUUUUGUUUUUCAAAAAAGAAUGAAAAUGGAGAAAAAAAAGUCAAACCGAUGUAAAGUCCUUUUUUUAAAUUGCGUGUAAUGUUACUGAAGUAAUGCCGAAGUCUUAGCUGUUCCUAUGUAGUGCAUGACAACAAUGACAACAGGAUUUGGAAAAAACAAAACAAAAAAACAACCAAGAUCUUACCGCUGCUCUCUCUUGAGAUCCUUUCUCACGUAUAGAUUGUCAUUCUAGCAAGAUUGUACAUUUAGUAUCUUCUCGUGAUCACGUGACUUCAAACAAUGAAAUAUAUAUAUAUAAAUCUAGUCGAACGGGCUAUGCUUUGAUAUCAUGUAAAAUACACAUUUAAAAGAGAUCUGUGAUUUUGGAAUUUAAGUGUGUUCCUCUUUUCUUUUAACCAUGCUACGUUCGUGAAGCUACAGGAGGGGGGCUGGCUUCAUCUCUGUUUGUAUAUUAUUCUCAUUCAGAAAUAUAUUGUGUUAAAAAUCCUUAUGCGUAGGGGCUCUCAGAAAUCACCCCCUUAUAAUUUUUGUUUCAUUCAUGUUACUUUGUUCUUUUAAAAGGGCAUGUUGUGGGUGUGAAGGUAGCGGGAAGGGAAAUAAAAAAAAAAUGGGAGGAAUCUGGCAUGGGGGAUGGGUUAGGAUUAUCUCCGUGUGUAUGUGUUUUGUCAUUUUCAGUCUGGUGUUUCGUCCAGUUGUAAGCCGACGCUGUCUAUUUUUUGGUUUAGUAAUCAUUUUACUGAUAGAACAAGUGGAGUGCUGAGAGGAAAUGACUUGCAGUUCCGGAUGGAUAGCCAGCCAGGCAUGCAGCCUGUGUAUAUAAUGGAUUUUCACUCCCCAGCACCUCCCUUCCCCUCCCUCAUUCGCCUUCCUUUCCCUUCAGGCAUGCUGCUCACCUCUCUGCCAUCAACGCACACUUGACUCCUCAGAGGCAGAGCACUGUCGCCUGAAUAAAGAUGAUAGGCGUUCACCAUUGAGAGAGCUGACAGUGAGUCUGGAUGUGGAAACAGGGAUAAAAUAAUGGUGUCAGCAUCGUAGGCAAGAAUCGCCCGUUCAUCUUUGUACAUCCGCUAGUGUUAAAAGGUUUGACACCACCUCAACAUUACAUGAAAGAAAAUUGAAAGAAAUGCAGUGUAACCUCUCACUCUAAUAAUACAUCUAACGGUGAGUAAGAUCUGUGAGGAAAUGGUGUUCAUAUGGAGGCUGCAGUGGGGUGGGUCCUUGGUUUUCAGAGUGUACUCAUUAGAAGCCCAACAGAGGGCAGUAGAGUAGAAGAGGAAGCAGGAUUUUCUUUCUAUCUUUUUUUUUUUUCCUUCUGUGGGUUAGAAAUUGGCUUUGUUUUCCACUGUGUAAUAUUGUGCAGGCCAUUUGCAUUGACUGGGAAAACGCUUUCUACACUGUAUUCCAUAAUAAAGUUUUGAAUGUACAUACA